Sinocyclocheilus grahami is the source of this 522-nucleotide messenger RNA. RefSeq names its product poly(rC)-binding protein 2-like. Lineage: Eukaryota; Metazoa; Chordata; Actinopteri; Cypriniformes; Cyprinidae. The transcript is spliced from 4 exons. The annotation marks the transcript as partial. The record is from RefSeq and is a predicted model, not a curated record.
UCAGGAUCGCCUGUCAUUUUUGCAGGAGGACAGGCAUAUGCGGUGCAGGGACAACAUGCCAUUCCUCAGCCUGAUCUCACUAAACUCCACCAGUUGGCAAUGCAGCAGAGCCCGUUUCCUUUGGCCCCCAGCAGCCAGGGCUUCUCUGCUGGUAUGGACGCUACUGCACAGACAGGCUCUCAUGAACUGACCAUUCCAAACGAUGUGAGUUUGCUGACCUUUCGUUUCCUACACGCUUCUGAGAGGAUCUGAUGAUACGACGAUAUUAGGGCUGCCACAAUGACUCGAUAAUCACUAUUGACAAUUAUCAACCACAGACUUGAUUAGCGUUUAAUCGUACUGUGCCCAGAAAUCAAAUACCGUUUUAAUAAGUCAAAAUAUUAAAUGGCAAUACUAACCGUAGUGAAUUUUGUCUUAGUUUAUCGACAGACUGUAACCGUUUCAUCCCUGUUUGUAACCCUCAAACUAGAGUGAGUUUGGUGACUCCUUGUAAAUCUUCAGGGACCCCCACUGUAAAGAGAU